Messenger RNA from Hydatigera taeniaeformis, 1401 nucleotides. Lineage: Eukaryota; Metazoa; Platyhelminthes; Cestoda; Cyclophyllidea; Taeniidae. The record is from the annotation of a GenBank genome assembly.
AUGCUGUACUUCGAUGACUUCAUGGAAGAUACGGUGAACCCUCUGAACUUGAGAAUCAGUGCAUUUUUCGACAAUUGCAAAUCAUCAAGGCUUUCUGAAAGGGAGAAGGAUGUCGAGUAUGAUCAAAUACUUAAGUACCAAAAGGUUAUGAAAAAAUUAGACUCAGAAUUAGAGAAGUUUCGUCUGGAGUUGGAGGCGGAUAACUCUGGAGUCACUUCAAAAAUUGAACAUCGUGUUCGAACUAUUCUUGGACGGAACAUGCCUGGAGUGAGUCGGCUGGAGAAGCGCCGUGCGAAGUUCCGCAGCGGUCAUUUUUUUAACAACAACCGUGCCAUUUCAAAGAGGAGGAUGCCCUUCUCCAUGGAAUUGCCGGAAAAGCAAUUUUACGUACUUAAGCGUCGGUUUGCAGCUUUUGAUACCCCAAUGAAUUUGCCCCCGCCCUCCUCCUAUGGUGGUAAUGGGGGGCCAUUUAUGGUCGAAGAAACCUCGAAUCCCCUUAUGUCGGAAAGUAACAAUCGCCUUUCUUCUUCUGACGUCAUGCGUCGUGUUCCAAGUGCGGGAAGUCUCAAUUCGAUGGAUCAAAAUAUACCAGACCAUGACUUCGGCACCUUUCAGGGAGAUUCUCAAGAUUACUGUGAUGAUGAUGAAGACAAUCUCCAACUUAGUUUCGAUUCCACUAAGCGAUCUCGUGCGCUUGACACUCUGCAAAGGGCUGCAGGAAUCUCAAUGGAUCAUCACAGAGUUCACCACGGUGGGUCAUCGUGCUAUUCUCCCUUCGUGAAUACAUCGGACACAGAAGCAGUAACUCUCGCCGCCGGAGGCAAUGCUGUUGUCACAGACUCGUCAAUAGACGAGUUGCUGGCUAAUCCCACUGUGUCUGCGUCUCCAAGCCUCAAGUGUGGCGAGAGUCCCCGCUGGAUCGGAGGCGUGACCGCCAGUGUUGACAAAACUCGUCGCGUGGGUGUCCAUACCCGACGCCCCAGCCAAAUGAGUUCCUCCACCAUCGAUACUAACGACGAGACGGGUGGUUACGUGUCCUCAAGUGAAUUGCAUCACCUCUCACACUCUCACCGUUAUGCCUUAGCUCAGUCAUCGGCUGUACCAUUGAAGGAUCAGCAGCAACAACAACAAAGACAGCAACAGGACUCCCAUGUCUCAGCAACUGCUGGUGGUGCCGUUGACGAGAGCAAGUACUGCUUCUGCAAAGACGUCAGCUAUGGAGACAUGAUUGCCUGUGACGCCCCUAACUGUCCGAUUGAAUGGUUUCACUACCCCUGUGUAAACCUUACUGUAGCCCCAAAAGGUCGAUGGUAUUGCCCAAUAUGCACGGCCAACGGUGCUGCUGGUUCAAGGUUUGCUGGAAUAGCUUCUACUUCAAGAAAAAGGAUGAGCCGCCGAUAA